ACAUGGCCGCCGUGGUGGAGGCGUCUUCUUCUGGCAGGGAUGUUCUUGCAGAAGGACUGCUGGAUCUCCUCAGCCCUGCAGUCCAGCAGCUGGACGUGCAUGUGCACUCGGUCAGAGAAAGUCAAGUGGAAUUAAGAGAGCAUAUCGACAACUUGGCCACGGAGUUGUGCCGGAUAAAUGAACACCAGAAGGUGGCGCUGGACCUGGACCCUUACGUGAAGAAGCUGCUGAACGCCAGGCGCCGAGUGGUUCUGGUGAACAACAUCCUCCAGAACGCUCAGGAACGUCUGAGGAGACUCAACCACAAUGUCGCCAAGGAAACGGCCCGAAGAAAGACCAUGUUGGAGGCGUCAGGGGUCUUCACCAACCGCUCCCCCAGUAAACCGUGACCCCCCCCCGCCGCCAUCAUGAGGACCAACAACAGCAGUACAGGAAAUGGAAACUACAAGAGCCUCCUGGGAGAUUCCUCUUGUCACAUGACCUGCUCCUCUUCUCUGAUUUUGUAAUAAAAUGAUGAAUCCCUCAGA
This is a messenger RNA of Cololabis saira (Pacific saury), 527 nucleotides long. It is a transcript of the gene snapin, whose product is annotated as SNAP associated protein. Bases 3 to 389 code for a protein of 128 amino acids. Gene Ontology annotation, cellular component: synaptic vesicle; BORC complex; BLOC-1 complex. The transcript is spliced from 4 exons. The record is from RefSeq and is a predicted model, not a curated record. Gene Ontology annotation, biological process: intracellular protein transport; lysosome organization; lysosome localization. Lineage: Eukaryota; Metazoa; Chordata; Actinopteri; Beloniformes; Belonidae. Gene Ontology annotation, molecular function: SNARE binding.